UGUAAGCCCCAUUAUCAUGUAAACACAACAUUUUUGCUAGGCAGCCUGAUAAAAAAGCUCUUACUCCCAGAAGUCAUACAAAGCCAGCCAAUCAAAUUAGACCUUGCCAGAUCAAGAAAAUGAUUUGCAGUUAUGUGCGCAAUAUGCAUCAAACAGUCAGUGAAUGGAUUUUAGGCAGUCUAUAGAAUGUGAGGUUUAAUGUUUGAAAAAGUGGCCUGGAGGGGGUGGAGGGGGUACAAUUCAUGUGAACACCAGAACAAUUAGCAACUGUCCUAACUAAUGGAUGUUUAUGGAUUAUGUUGUAUAAUAAAAAAAAUGUUUACCCACUUUUUGACCAUUUAUCGGUCAAAUUAACCUCUUAAUCAUCACAUAAAAAUUCAGCAAACUGGUUUGCCACUUUACAUAUAUCUUUGAUAGUUAUGCAGACAAAUACAAUGAAAUUAUGAUGUAUGAAUUAUCCAGCAUACAGUACAUGAGAACUCCUUCAGAACUGCUUAAAUCAGGUAGGUAUGACAUCUGCUAGUAAUCACAAACGUAACACUUCUCUGUCAAGAGAGCAAGCUAACAAUAGUUAAUUGUCAGAUUUUAAAAUGUGAGCAGGAAAGGGCCAUCCCCAACUCCUACAUUUAUACACUGAAUGGACCCUCUGUUUCUAGCGCAUUCCAAUGAAUAUACAACAGCUUGAAAGCAAUCUGGGAGACCACAUAUUAUCAUUCUCAAACCGUUUCAUGUCAACGGCAGUGCUAAAGUCAGCAGAAGGUCACCACUGUGUUUGCAACUAAGCUGAAGUCUUUCACCUUUGUGCCACUUCUAAAAAGACUGCCUGUUGAGAACAAGGUUUGGAAAAAGGUACUUCAGGCAAGGAGACCAAACAAGACUUCACAAGAGCCAGAGGACACUGAGAGAAGCAUGGCGGAAGAGGGUGUCUACAAAGCAGAGGUUGUUUACGUCCAAGACCCUGAAGAGGGCCAGCUUGAAGAAACGCUCAAGAACACCACUCAAAGUGAGAUUCUGUCAGCUGACAAUUUAACCCUUAAACCACUCACCACGCUAGCUGGGCUUCACGCAGAAUCUGGUAGCAUAACCCCCGAGCCUAGCCCAGCCACCAUGGAAACCACUGAUAACAAACACCCUGGCAUUUCUCAGCUAAGCUUUCACAACACUUCACAGGCUGCUGAGGUCAGCUCAGGUCUGUUUUUAAGUAGCUCAGCUCAGAGAGAGGAGGUCCUUAGCCCUGCCAGCUCCAUGGAUUUUUUCACUUCCCCUGCUUCUUCUAAGGAGUCUAUUCUCUCCGAGGGCUGGGACAAGGAGAGGAGCUGGUCAGGGCUCCACAUGUUCUCACGGGAUGGUUCUCCUGGGCCCUUUAGUGGCACGGUUUCCCCAUGUUCUUCCAUAAGAUCCGGGGCCUUCACACCUUCUGUGGUAAGAAUCAAGAGACACUCCUUGGCUCCGGGCUCUAGUCUGCUGCAGAUGUCAUCUGCUUGCGAAACACCCUGCUGUGACAGUCGGGCAACCUCACCCUGUCCUCUUACACCCCGUGCCCGGCACAGACUCCCUCCAACCCAGCUCUCCCUGUUAACGGCCAUCCUCAGGAAAGGUCGUCUACCUGUCCUGUCCUCUGCUUUUCAAAGACCUUACACACCCUGCUGGCCCAUCAGUCCAGUUAACGUGUCCUCCUGUUCAGCAUGCUCAGCUGCCUCUUCUGUUGCACCCAUGAACGUCUCUAAAGCAAAGUCUUGUACCUCCAUAGAUAGACCCCGUACUGAGUCUUGCCAGGUUUCAAAGACACAACUACGGAAACCAGACCAUAGUUCUCUUUCAGUGUCAUCAAUGGUCAAGGCACCUGAUGAAAUCCCACUAAUGAAACCACCAGAAAGACUUGACUCACGUCAACAUUUCACUAGUACUAGUCACAUCGUUUCACCUACAAAACACAGCCCUUCACCAAGCUUACCUAGAGUCCAGCCUACCAAUUCUCACCUGUCGAAAUCAGGUCACAAAGGAAAUCGUUUACCGACAGUUCCUAGCUCUCUUUUGUGCAGCUCCCUAUCCCGGAUGAACUCCUCAUCUCCUAAAUCAAGCUCUCUGUCUUGCUCCAGCCCUGAGAACCAGAAAAAUCCAUCAGUGUCAGUGGAUCGCCUUGCAUCUAUAGAACCAAACAAACCUUUAGCAUCCUUAAUGCAGAACGAUGAAACAAAAUCCCAUGAUAGGUCAGAAAAAUAUUCACUGGCACUAAAACAGGGUCAGAAAUCAUCUGAGCUCUCCAAUGCACCAUAUCUGAAAGAUAGAGGUAGUUCAUCUGACAAUUUGGACUCCUCUGUAUCAAAACCUGCACAAAAUUCAUGUAAAUCUUCUUCCUUUCCUACUCUGAAACACACAAUUGAAUUGCAUAGUAAUUCCAUAUCUCCGGUUUUAAGUCACAAGGAGAGUAAACAAAAUAUUGGUGGCAAAAGUCAUAUCGAAAGAGUGCACCUAUCAUCCCCGGCUUUUAGACUGUCUCCCUCUCCCAGACCCGUGGGUCUCACCCGCCUGUCCUACACACCUCCAGCCUCUCCUGCUUGUCCCCCAGUCCACCCAAACUCCCGCUCCUCCACCCUAGACCGCUGCACCCUCUCGCCCUCCCCAGCGGUCCCAAGCCGUCAGCUCUCCCCCUCACCCUCAUACUCCUUCUGUUCAUCACCCUCUCCGUCCCUAUGGGGCAGCACACCAGACUGCGCAGAUGGGGACUGUAAAAAUAGAAAGACAUACAAGAUCAAAUCCACCUACAAGGCACUCGCUGCUAUUCCCACAAAUACUCUGCUCCUGGAACAGCAGGCUUUAGAUGAAGAGGUCAACAAGAAAGAGGCUUCAUUUAACCCCGCGGACAACUAUUCUUGGGAGGACCCACAUGCAGAGAUGUGCUCUCCUGCGCAGCUGCGUCAGCAGACCGCAGAACUGUACGCAACCAUUGAUGAAGUCCUCGAGGACUCGAUCCAAAGACAUCAAUCAGACCAUGUGAACAAAGCCAAUGUGAAGUCUUUGGCAGCGGAGGCAUCAAGGUCAGAGACGUCAUCACCAUCUCCAAAACUAUUGGGACGGGAAACAAGAUAUGCAAGCUCUCCUUUUCAACCCUCUGUAACUACGGAAAAAACACUGACAAAGCCUGGAGUUAUUAGACCAGUUAUUGCAACAUCCAGAUUUACAGAUGAUGAAGAAUUCCACCCAAAUCCUUUCAAGAGCCAUCAAGGAAACAAAUCCAAUCGCUACCAAUACAAGUUUGUCAGCAGUGCGCUCUGCGAUGAAACCCAACCAGAUGGUAGAGGAGCUUCAGACGGGCAGCCAGCGUGUGGAGAGGGGCUUCCUUCAGAGCCACAAGGAGACUACAAGACAAGGCUGGCAUCUCUGAUCACUCAGACCAGGAUCUCCAUGCAAGAUGUUCCCACCUCCAUGAAACCCCAGGAGACACACAUGUGAUGCUUACAAGAGAGCCUGAACUGAUCGUAACUGUGACUGCACAUUAAAAAGCCUAUUAAAGGCAGCACACGUCAAGCAUCUUAAAAGCUAUUCCUUCCUCAAUUGAAGAUGCACAAAGUAAUUUUAAUCGAAAUGAAUGAAUAUUAAAAUGAUGUUUGCUUACAAACUCAAGGUCAGGUUUCACCCCAAAAUCAAAAGCAAGAAUUAAUAAUAGUUCUAUACAACAGACUUUUUUUUCUUUCUUUCUUAUUUUGCUGUGAAAUCUGACCAGUUGAUAACUGUUUUUAUACCAGUCACCCAAUAAGAGCAUAAGAACUGACAUGUAAUUAUUAGUGCACUUUUAUGUACAAUUAUCCAGAAUAGUGAUUGCUCUGAAAUUGGCCCUACUGUCCACCAGUGGCGGCAUUUCACAAAACCAUACGGUAUGGCAGUGGCGUAAAUUGGGGGUGGGGGGGUAUGCACAUUACUAAGCACUGAAAUAUAAAAUAAAUAGAAAAGGAAAAAGCGUAAAAAAAAAAAAAAAUUAAACACUGCAUCGUCAGAGUUGGUAUGUGGCUUUAUCAGACACUUGCACUUAACAUUUUAUGAAAAUCAAGCUCAAAUAGAGUUAACAAGGUUUUUGA
Molecule: messenger RNA, 4076 nt
Organism: Sinocyclocheilus rhinocerous
Lineage: Eukaryota; Metazoa; Chordata; Actinopteri; Cypriniformes; Cyprinidae
Gene: mlip
Product: muscular LMNA-interacting protein
Exons: 12
Coding region: 910-3453 (847 amino acids)
Source: RefSeq, a predicted model, not a curated record